Symbiodinium necroappetens is the source of this 1854-nucleotide messenger RNA. The record is from the annotation of a GenBank genome assembly. Lineage: Eukaryota; Dinophyceae; Suessiales; Symbiodiniaceae.
AUGUACAACAAGUCCAAAGACGACAAUGAGAACAUCUCCGACGAUGACAAGCUAUCGCUGUUUGCUGUCGACAUUGGGGACGCGUUCCUCACUGUUCCUCAGGUUCGACCAACCUACGUGACCUAUGUUCACCCUGACGGGAGCAAAGAGCUCUUCUACCUGGGGUUUGUCUUGCCGGGUCAACGAUCCGGGUCAAGCGACUGGUACGACGACUUCACGAAGUUCUUGAGUACCAACCUGGACAUCGUCGAAUGCCCAGCGCAUCCUUCGCUAGUCAAGACUGCAGACCAGACUUCAAGGUUUGCAAUGCAGCUUCAUGUUGACGACAUGUUAGGUUUCGCAAAGCGGAAGUUUGUACAUGAGACGUUCCUACCGACCUUAAAGAAGAAGUACAAGGUCACAGCCCAGUUGAUUGAGAACGUUGGGGACUUUGUGACGUUCCUCAAGAGAAAGCACUUGCUGGUGAGUGAGAGCGAGCUUCUUUUGACACCGAGCCCAAAGCACUUCGACAAGCUGUUUGCGCUACUUCGUUUAGAUGAGAGAGCGAGUGAUGCCGGUGAUCAAUCGAUCGUGCUCGAGAGCUUCAGAAACCUUCUUUUCUCAAGCAGCCGCAGUCAGAGAGUGGUGGCGCUUUCAUCCGGAGAGGCCGAACUUCUUCCGGCAGCCUCGAGUUUGUGCGAUGGAAUUAUGAUUCGAGAGCUGCUGGGCUUCCUCGGUUAUGGUCGUGUCAAGAUCUUUCAUCACCUCGAUGCCAGUGCCGCCAAGGCGAUCUUGGAGAGAUCCGGCGUCGGCAAGGUGCGAUUUGAUGACCAAGAGUUUGGGCAGAGCGAGAACAUUCAUGUUGAUGAGAGAGAGAAACAGACGUUCAAGCAGAGCAUGCAUGUACUUCGUAACAUUCGUGUGCCGAUCAUGAUCCCAAAGAGUGCUCUUCGUGCAAUGGUGAUGAGCAGCAUGAUUUCAAUUGGAAGCGCCUUGAGCUUUGGCAGCGGCAUGGACACGUUUGCAACUGUGUAUGCUCUUAUGUUCAUCGAGUUUCCAUUGAUGACUUUGAUGAUUUUGUACCUUUUCACGGUGGCCGUGAUUGGUACGAUCAUGUGUAUGCGCAGCCAGCCCACGGUUGUGAUCAAGAGCUUUGAUAAGCCGCUCCGGGAUGAGAAGAUGAAGGACCCAAUCGAUGUUGCAAGCCGUUCCAGCUCUAAGAGUUCUUCUGGUUCGGUUACAGGCGAAGAAGUGAUGAUCAAGCAACGGCGCAAGCGAUCCACCACAAAGAUCGAGCACCCAGUUUGGAUUGCAAGCGAGUUUGGAAAGAAGUACCACAUGAUUGGAUGUGGCAAAUUGAAUCAAUCCCUUGAGGUUGCGCAAAGCUUGUUGUGUUACGGAGUUCGCAAGAGCGUGCUGAUCAACACUGAUGCUGCGAAGUCAAACUACGCAGCAGCAGCCGGCCUGCUAAAGCGCUCGGGUCGGGAUGCCAGCAAGAUGCAGGCCGUGCCAGGGGGAACGGACUUCAUGGCCAAUGUUUGGCACUUCGGUUAUGCCCCCAAGCUUGCUGGGUGCUGGCUGGCACCGAAUGCAGCAGCGAUGUGCAGGGUCCUCGUCAUGGGCCAAGUCAGCAUCAUCGCCUUCGAGCUCUCCAACGUCGUCGAUGUGCUUGGCGAAGUCAGCUGCGACUCCAUGAGCGAGGCCCUCUUGUCAUUGGACCAGUCAAGUCCAAACUGGUCCCGCCUGAAGGGUCGCAUGAUCGAGAUGCGAGCCGGUGAUGUCUUGUGGGGCGAGGCAGGGCUUCACGAUGACGUGAUGCAGCUGGCACUGGCGAUAGCUUUGAUACGUAUUGUUAUCGUUAUGAAGAAGGCGUGA